UUGGUCGUAUUCCUCCUCCACUGACACCACGCAGCAAACGGAUUCCAGUUCUCAUCGUUACCCACUCACUCCCAACCCUCCUCCUCCCGCGUUAUACGGCCCUUCAAACGAAGACACAAAAACAAGGGGGAGUUUUUGCAGCUCUGCGUGACAUUAUUAUUAUUCGCCCCAAGACGCCGGCCGGUGAUGUCCUCCAAUUUUCCAAAUUUCGCCACGACCGCUGGGUUCGUGCGCGGCGUCGGACCCCACCAGGGUGGUGGUAGUGGUCGUGGCGGUAGCGGCAGCGGCGGCCAAUUUACCAGCCGCUCCUUCGCCGGACUCGACAGCAGCCAGCCGCGAAGUGAACGAGGGACGUGGAGCAAAUCGAGCGUGCCCGGCGUUGUCGGCAGGAGAAGCGCCCUCCUCCUGGGCUACCGGGGUGGUGGCGGUGGCGGUGGUGGCUCUGCGUACACCGGUGGCUCUGCGUACACCGGUGGCUCUGCGUACACCGGUGGCUCUGCGUACACCGGUGGCUCUGCGUACACCGGCGGCUAUGGAAGGGGCUCGUCGAACGUACGCGCGCGCGUUCCCGUCGCCGUCGUGGAGAUCGACCGCUCCGUCCUGCCGAUUCGGGCCCAGGAGAAGGAGGAAAUUAAGAUGCUCAACAAUCGAUUUGCAAACUUCAUUGAUAAGGUGCGCAUCCUUGAACAGCAGAACAAGGUGUUGGAGGCGCAGUGGUAUGUGCUGCAGGAUAAGGGAAAGGUCGACUGUAACAUGGACGAGUUGUUCGAAGUCUACAUCGAGGAACUGAGGAGACAGCUGCAGAGUCUGGGUCAUAAUGGAGCCAGAAUGAACAGUGACCUGCAAAUGAUAAAGCAUGCCGGCAAGGACUUCAGCAGCAAAUAUCAAGUGGAAGUUGCUACUCGUAAGAAAAAGGUGGAAGAACAUGAACUGGUGAAGAAGGAAGCUGUUGAAGCUAGCUUUGUCAAAAUUGAGCUUGAAGCCAAAAUUCAGGGUCUUAUUGAGGACAUACAUUUUCUCAGGGAAGCCUUCGCACAGGAGCUACGCGAGUUGGAGGCGCAGAUCAAGAACACCAAUGUUCUCGUAGAGAUCGACAACAGGCGGAGCCUGGACAUGGAUGGGAUUAUUUCUGAAGUACGAAAGCAGUACGAGUUCAUCAUGUCCCAAAGCCAAGCUGAAGCGGAAGCAAUAUACAAGCAGAAGUUUGACAAACUCCGCUCAGAGAGCGAUCGAAGUGGCGAGGAGCUGCGCAAAGCCAAGACCGAAAUCAACGACAUAAAACGUCAGAUCCACCAGAUCAAUUCGGAACUCGACAUCUUGAAAAAGCAGCGAGAGAAACUGGAGGCGGCAAUUUCUGAGCGAGAGGAAGGCGGUGCGAAGAACAUCGGCGAGGCAAAGGCAGCCGUAGCAAAGCUGGAAGAGGCCCUGGCAACAGCCAAGCAUGACAUGGUCAAGCACGUGCGCGACUUCACGGAUUUAAUGAACAUCAAACUGGCCCUGGACACGGAGAUCUUGACCUACCGCAAGCUUCUGGAGGGAGAGGAAGCUAGGCUCAAUAUAUUUGCAUCACGCGGGGGAGGCGGCGUUGCCUCAUCCUCACCGGAGCCCGGCGGGGGUGUGAGAGAAAGACGAGGUGGGAGCUAUGGGCAACAUAUUGGCGGCAGACACGGCAAAGAUUCGAAAAGCAACAGCAGCAGCAGCAACAACAACAAUGCGUACGACUCUCUGGACAACGGGGUAUUUGAAGCAAGCGCAAGAAUGAACGGAACCCUUGGAAGAAGCGUGACAGUGGCCAGCGAACCACCAGAACAAGAGUUCAGAAAAACGGUGGUGAUCAAGACCAUCGAGACCAAGAAUGGCCGAGUGGUCUCCGAAUCAUCCGCAGUGAUUCUAGACUAGAAGUUCUAGCGGCUCUGGGUCAUUUAAAAUCGAUUCUGGCCCCAGGAAUGGCUCAUUGUUGAAACGAAAAUGUUUAUUGGGAUUAUAAAAUACAGGUAUGCAAGGUCAAUCGUGAUUAGAAGGCAAAGGGGGGUGAGAGGUUAUAAAACACCACGAUCGUUUCACAAUCUUGCAAUGCAGGCAAGUGACCACAAUAUAGUGUCGAGACUUGCCUUUUACGGGGUAUUUUCUUAACAAAUGGCCAUAUAUAGUAGUUCCGUAAUUCUGUACAGAGACGCUCCAUAUACGGCAGGAUGCUAUUGGUGGAUGUAAUGUGUUUGCCCUGCGACUUUCAAUUGGUAGUCUGAUGUGGAGGGGGAGGGUAAAGACGAGAGUUUGGCACAGGUGUUGCUCAAUAUUAUUUAUUAAACUGCUCAUCCCAUGAUUUUCGAUCCACGUCACCACGGGAACUUCAACUGCUGCCGUUUUUGGUUGAUAAUUCCCAAUUUUCCAUGGAUCAGCUCAUUCUAAUAAACGUGUAAGCCGAGUGAAAAUAUCGUCGAAUGGUUGUACAAAAACGGUGUACCCUCUUUGGUCGCAGACAUCUUUUCGUGGCCAGAUGGACAUUGUUGCCAAAUCAGGAAGCUUUAUUCUUCACUCUUUAGGGGGUGGUAUCUGUUUUGUAUAAAAAUGCGAUGUAGAAUUCAUAAAAGCAUACGGGGUGUUUUUUUUAUUAGAAGCAAAGUGAGAGAUUUGGCAUUUAAGCAGUUUGAUGGAUGUAGCCUGUCCAACAACCGCCACGAUGUUACUGCAGACGGUUGUGGUUGUGGUGCCGUUUUUCAAGUUGUACCGCUGCUCUCGUCGUUUCGGGCUUUUGUGUUGCAUUGCUUUUCGCGCCGCAUUCUGGGAGUUUGUUCACGAAACAGAUUUGCAAUUCCCGAAAGCUUCCAGCACGCCUCGGUAAACGAUACCGCACUGUUGUGUUUACCAAAAUGACCAAGCCCAUUUGAUCCUUUUUCGCGAUUAAAAACGU
Molecule: messenger RNA, 2911 nt
Organism: Lethenteron reissneri (Far Eastern brook lamprey)
Lineage: Eukaryota; Metazoa; Chordata; Hyperoartia; Petromyzontiformes; Petromyzontidae
Product: keratin, type II cytoskeletal 8-like
Cellular component (GO): keratin filament
Source: RefSeq, a predicted model, not a curated record